UCUUCCACUUCUCUCCUUUUUCCAUUUUCACUUCUCUUCCUUCUCUCUCUCUGCUCUGAAAUUUUCUUCCAUUUCUCUGAUCCUUUCAUUUUCUUCAUAUUUCUCUUUCUCUCUAACCCAUUUCUCUUUCACUCUCUUACUUUAUAGCCUUUCAUCCAUUCCUCUGCUCCUACAUUCUCUUACUGUUCUUACUUCCAGGAUUUUCUCAUGCUUUAGCUUUUUGUUCAUUCUCCAUUUGCAUCUUGUGUCGCUAUUACCUUUGAGCUAUUUCUUUCUCUCAAGCUGUUUUCCCACUCUCUUUUCAUUGGAUUUUCUGACUUUGUUCUCAAAUAAGGCUACGUACUCUGUUUCUUGCUUCUUUUUUUCCCCCAUUUCGUUUCUUCUUUGGGUUUUGGUGCAUUUUAGAUUCCAUUUUGACAUUCUGGGUAUUGGGUUUCUUUGAUUUUUCGUCGCCCUUUCUCCUAGCACUGGGGUUGCGUUUUGGUUACUGUAUUUCCCCUGUUUUUCUUCUGGUCACGUAGAUUUGGACCUGACUGAGGGAGUAACAGCGCCAUCUUAUGGCGCUGUUUAGAAAAUUAUUCUACCGGAAGCCUCCAGAUCGGCUUCUCGAGAUCGCGGAGAGAGUGUACGUGUUUGAUUGUUGCUUCUCUACCGAGGCCUUGGAGGAGGAUGAGUACAAAGUUUACUUGGCUAGCAUUAUACCAAAGCUGCAAGACCACUUUCCUGACGCAUCUUUCAUGGUGUUUAACUUUAGCGAACGAAAGAGGAAGACUAAAACUUCGGACAUACUGUCUCAAUAUGGUAUGACAGUGAUGGAGUAUCCUCUUCAAUAUGAAGGGUGUUCCCUACUGCCAUUGGAGAUGAUCCACCACUUCAUUCGGUCGAGUGAAAGCUGGUUGUCAUUGGAGAGACAGAAAAAUGUACUGUUGAUGAACUGUGAACGAGGAGGAUGGCCAAUCCUUGCUUUCAUGCUUUCAGGUCUUUUAUUGUACCGUAAACAAUAUGAGGGGGAGCAGAAGACCCUUGAAAUGGUCUACAGGCAAGCUCCUAGAGAACUUUUCCAUGUUCUUUCUCCUGUAAACUCACAACCUUCUCAAAUGAGAUACCUUCAGUAUAUUUCUAGGAGAAAUCUAGGUUCUGAUUGGCCUCCACCUGAUACACCCCUAAUUUUAGACUGUCUGAUACUUCGAGAGCUUCCUAUGCUUGAUGGAGGAAAUGGGUGGAGGCCUAUCAUACGCAUUUACGGUCAGGACCCAUUAACACCACGAAAUAGAAAUCCAAAGCUUGUUUUUUCGAGUGCAAAGAUGGAAAGACAUGGUUGCCAGUAUCUACAGGCAGCAAGCAGACUGGUAAAAGUGGAUGUCCGUUGUCAUGUUCAAGGUGACGUUGUUCUUGAAUGCAUCCGUUUAGAUGGAGAUCUAAUGCACGAGGAAGUGAUGUUUAGAAUUAUGUUUCACACAGCGUUUGUACAUUCAAACAGUUUGAAGCUCAAUCGUGAUGACGUUGAUGUUUUAUGGGAUGCCAAGGACCAGUUUCCUAAAGAUUUUAGAGCAGAGGUACUUUUUCUGGAUGCUGAUCAUGUUGUGCCAAACAACUCUACAGCGACAAGAAGUGAUGAUAAAAUUGAGAUUGAAAGCAAUUCGACUGAGGAGUUUUUUGAAGUGGAAGAACUAUUUAGCAAUAUUGUGGACGUGCAGGAAGUUAAGAAGGAUUAUGAUGUUCAAAUGGUACAUGCUAACGGAACAGAUUAUAUUGACAAUCAAUCAGCUUGGAAGGAGGAUGCAGAUCCUCCUACAUUCCAACGCUGUAAAUCAUUUGGAGGGAGUCAAAACUUGGACAAGAGGAUGGAUUGUAACGUUGAAGCAGUGAAGGACAUUACUGUUGAUGAUGUAACUUUCAAGACAGCUGAAAAAGUGGACUCUGGUCUUCAAGUGGUGAAGGACAUUGUUGUGGAUUACGGAGAUAAGAAGCCAAAUCCUCUGCUAUUUUCUGUUAAUGUACUGAGACGUAUGGCAAUCAAGGAACUGAUAGAUAAUGCUUAUGACAAGUUGGAAGGGGUGCAGCAUAAAGCGUAUGGAGAAGAUACUGCCAUUCGACACUUUGAAUCAAAGGUUCCUUCGAAAAAGUUGGAAGCUGAUGCAUGGAGGCUUAAAUAUGAGAAGUUGCAAUCAACAUCAAGGAAACAUCUGUCAUCAACAGUUAAGCCAAUGAAUCAUACAAUUUUAGCUAAACAGAAAACCAAACAGCCAGAAGAUCUGGACUUUCUUGUAAAACAGGCCAAACCAUAUACUCUUUCUAGAUGGACGCCACAUGACAAAGAAUCUUACACGAACUCCAUGGAUUUGUUUUAUCCACCAUCAAUGCAUACUGGUGCCUCAGCAACAUCUAUUAGUUCUCCUACUAAAGAUUCUUAUUCAUAUUCAUCUUCAAAAUCUGCUUCUGCUUCUGCUACUUCAGGACUGCUGCUGUCUGAUACAGCUGAUGAACAAAAAAGUAACAAGGUGAGUCCUACAAAACCUUUAUGUUUUGCAACAGAGAUUCUCACGAGUAAAUCACAAUCACCACUUGACUCCUCAAGACCAUUGCCAAACGCUGUUCUGCAUCAAGAUCCUACUCGUCCUCUAUCUCCUACUACACUUCCACAGACACCAACUCGUCAGGCUAACACAUCUUUCUUGCAUGCAUCAUCUCCUAAAUCUUCUUUGUCACCUUCUUCAUAUUUUCACAAAAAUGUAAGAUCUCCUCCUCCAGCUCCACCUCCACCACCACCACCUCCACCACCUUCUCCACCUUCCAAUCACAUUGCACCUAAAAGCUCAGCAGUGGUGUGUGGAAAUAUACCUAAGCAUAGCGCUCCACCAGCACCACCUCCACCUCCCAUACGUAGAGCUCAAGCACAAUUACCUCCCCCACGACCACCCCCUUCACAUGGAGCUCUGCUUUCUCCACACCUAUCAAAUGCUACAGCUUUGCCACCACCCCCUCCACCACCUCCUCCAAUUCAGAGGACAGCUCCUCCACAUUCAACCCAGGGGCAACAGGCUUUAAAAUCUGCAACAGCCUGUGUAGUCUCAUCUUCCUUGCCAUCUCCAAUUUGUGAAGCACCAUCACCUCCUCAACCUACAAGUGGUCCCCUUCCACUGGUUCCUUCUUCUUCCCAACCUUCAGGAGGUAUGAGUCCACACCCGGGAGCUAAAGGAGUAAGUUCUUCAACCGAUGCGAAAACAUUAUCUAUGGUGAGGGGACGUGGGUUCUUGCGGUCAAUUGGCAUGGGGGUGGCUACUACAGGGCCUCAACGAUCAUCAUUGAAACCUCUGCAUUGGAGCAAGGUAACUCGGGUACUAAAAGGGAGCUUGUGGGAAGAAUUGCAAAGAUGCGGAGAUUCUGAAAGUGCACCAGAAUUUGAUGUAUCUGAGCUGGAGACACUUUUCUCUGUGAUUGUCCCUAAGCCUAUUGUUGAUUCCGGAGGUAAAUCUGGAGGAAGAAGGAAAUCAGUUGGUUCAAAAUUGGACAAAGUUCACUUGAUUGAUCUUAGGAGGGCAAAUAACACUGAAAUCAUGCUAACAAAAGUUAGGAUGCCUCUAUCUGACAUGAUGGCAGCAGUACUCUCCAUGGAUGAGUCAGUAUUAGAUGUAGAUCAAGUGGAAAAUCUUAUCAAAUUUUGCCCCACCAAAGAGGAGAUGGAGCUUCUCAAGGGAUACUCUGGCGACAAGGAUAAACUUGGCAAGUGCGAACAGUACUUUUUGGAGAUGAUGCAAGUUCCUCGUGUGGAGUCAAAGUUAAGAGUGUUUUCUUUCAAGAUUCACUUCAGCUCUCAGAUAGUGGAGUUCAAAAAAUGCCUAAACACUGUAAAUUCUGUCUGUCAAGAGGUGAAGAAUUCUUGCAAAUUGAAGGAGAUAUUGAAGAGAAUUCUUUGCCUGGGAAAUAUGCUGAACCAAGGAACUGCCAGGGGUUCUGCAAUUGGAUUCAGGUUGGAUAGUCUCUCAAAACUUACUGACACACGUGCUUCUAACAAUAAGUUGACUCUAAUGCAUUAUCUGUGUAAGGUCCUUGCUUCGAAGUCACCAUCACUUCUUGAUUUUCAUCUGGACCUUGGUAGCUUAGAAGCUGCGUCUAAGAUACAAUUGAAAUCUUUGGCAGAAGAGAUGCAAGCAAUAACAAAAGGAUUGGAAAAGGUGAAGCAGGAACUGGUUGCAUCUGAAAACGAUGGCCCCAUCUCUGAAACUUUUCAUCAGAUAUUGAAAGGAUUUGUUACUCAUGCUGAGAUGGAGGUGGAAUCUGUGACUGUUCUUUACUCAGUGGCGGGUAGAAAUGCUGAUGCACUUGCACUAUAUUUUGGCGAGGAUCCUGCCCGUUGUCCAUUUGAACAAGUUACAGGAACCCUCUUCCAUUUUACAAGGUCUUUUCUGAAAGCACAUGAAGAGAAUUGCAAGCAAUUAGAAAUGGAGAUGAGAAAGCUGAGAAAAUAGGGGAAAUUUGGAAAACGCCACGAGCACCAUCAAGCUGGUGAAGAAGCUUGUGAGAGGUGAAGUUCAAUCCGGGGGUUGCAAUGGACGAUAUGGUGCCCGAGCAUGUCAGAAAGAUCCUUUCUUUACCUCACCAGAAAUCUAACAAGAAUGAUACAAAACUGAGUUUGGAGCUGGCAGAAACUUUAGCCUCCCAUAAGGUUUAAUCUACGACCUGGAUCAUACCAUGCUGUGCCAAAACACUAAUGAACUAAAUUAUGACUCUGAAUUUCCUCCAAAUGAACAAAAAUUUACUCAAUCUUCAUAAUGUAGAACCAAGAAGGCAAAAGGUUCUACAGACUUACCUUUUGCAGAUUCUGGAAAAAACUGUGGGAGAAUUCUCCUAAACUAGAAGUAAAAAACUGGAGCAGGCUGUUUGCCAGUAGCCUACUUUGAAGAAUAUUUCAUGUAGAAUUUGAUGAGCCAUUCAAGUAGAGAAUUUGAUUUCAGCUUCUACAGUGUAAUUUUAAUCGCUUCACAACAGAGCAGCGUCUAAGAACCAUUCAGACUUUCAGCCGUAGUGAUCCUACAUUCACCAGCCAUGGCUACCAUCUGUACAAAGCCCUCUCUUCCUGUUCAUAUAUUUUAUGUCUUUAACCAAUUCUGUAACAAUAUCUGAAUUUCUGUCCUCAGAGAUGUUGUAUAGUUCUUUAAAUAAGAUUUUAGAAAUCAGCCACAGACUAACUUCUGUGACUAACAUAAAAUACCAUUUUGCUUGUUAGACAUUAUUCUUAGUUCUUGUUAGAAUGAGUACAUGCCAAUUACUA
This is a messenger RNA of Benincasa hispida (wax gourd), 5272 nucleotides long. RefSeq names its product formin-like protein 20. Lineage: Eukaryota; Viridiplantae; Streptophyta; Magnoliopsida; Cucurbitales; Cucurbitaceae. The record is from RefSeq and is a predicted model, not a curated record.